UGUUCUUGUCAAAAUAGGAUUGAUUGAAUCUUUCUUAUCUGAUCCUCCGGGGUCUUGGUUCAUAUUUUGUUUUUAGUUGGAUCUUGGGGUUGCAGGAUUGGGUUCUAUUCCGUUGGAUGAAAACAUGAAAGGGUUUCUUUUUCUGUUCUUGAAAUUAUCUUAGGUGUUGCAUGUGUUUCGAUGCAAAGCUACGUAAGUUUUUCGAAUGAGUGGCCUUUUUUUCAAUCCAUAGGUGAAGCAGUAAAAGGACGGAAACAGCAGUGUGCUGCGAAAGGAAGGAGCCGCAAGGUGUUAGGUGAUAUUGGGAAUUUGGCCAAUGUAGAAGAAGUUGAAGUCAAACCUAAUCGCCCCAUAACAAGGAGUUUUGGAGCUCUGCUACUUGCCAAGGCACAAGCAGCAGCAGCAGCAGCUACUGAUAAGAAUAACAAGAAACGGGUUUCUGCCAAUGUGGCUGGACCUCCACCUGUUUCUAAUGCAGUUGCAGCGACCAAAAGAGUGGUCCAAAAACGGGGUCAGAAAAAAGGCACUGUGAAACCAAAACCUGAGAAAGCCAUCGACAAGGAAGCUAUCCCAGAUAAGGAGAUUCAGAAAGACAAGACAGGGGAAGGAGAUGACAACUCUAAGAAGAAUUCACACGCUUUUACUUCAGUGCUCACAGCUCGAAGCAAGGCAGCAAGCGGCAUAACUGACAAACCGAAGGAGCACAUUAUUGACAUUGAUGCUGAUGAUGUUGACAAUGAGCUUGCUGCUGUGGAGUAUAUUGAUGACCUUUACAGGUUCUAUAAGCUUGUUGAGAAUGAGAACCGCCCUCAUGACUACAUAGAGUCACAACCUGAGAUAAAUGAGAGGUCGAGAGCUAUACUAGUUAAUUGGCUGAUCGAAGUCAACACCAAAUUUGGCCUUUCACUUGAGACCCUUUACUUGACAAUCAAUAUCAUUGAUCGAUUCCUAUCAGUUAAGAGUAUUCCAAGGAGUGAGGAACUGCAAUUGGUUGGCAUCAGUGCCAUGCUGAUGGCAUCCAAGUAUGAAGAAAUCUGGGCCCCUGAGGUUGCAAGUCUUGUCUGCCUUACAACUUUCACUCCUGAACAGAUACUGCUGAUGGAGAAAACCAUACUAUAUCAGCUGGAAUGGACUUUGACUGUGCCAACACCUCUUGUUUUCCUGGUUCGUUUUAUCAAGGCAACAGUCCCAGAUCAGGAGAUGGAAAACAUGACUCAUUUUCUGUCUGAGUUGGGAUUGGUGAACUAUGCCACCAUAAUGUAUUGCCCAUCAAUGAUUUCUGCCUCAGCAGUAUUUGCAGCUAGAUGCACUCUGAAUAAGACUCCCCUUUGGAAUGAGACACUUAAGUUGCACACUGGUUACUCACAAGAACAACUUAUGGAAUGUGCUAGAUUAUUGGUGAGCUUCCACUCCAUGGUUGGGGAUGAAGAAGAGCUGAAGGUAGUGCACAGAAAGUAUUCUGAUCCUCAGAAAGGAGCUGUCGCUAUGCUCCCACCAGCUAAAAAUCUUCUCCCUGAACCACACAGAGUUAACGAAACUGAAGAAGCAGGCAAAAAAACUCCCUUAGUUUUUUCAUAAGCCACAGUUUAACGAAACUGAUUUUAUAGCAAGUUUUUCACGCAGUCAAUUCCUUCGUCGCCUUAUGAAAUUCACUAAGUGCAACAAGGUGCAAUUUGCAAUUUCACAGUUUCUUUUUUAAGGAACUUCUCGAACUGCUAACUGUUAUUGCCGACAUAAUGUUAAAACAACAUCUUUUGAAAUUGCAUAGUGUGCUUUCUACGUCAUUAAGUUGUG
Messenger RNA from Vigna unguiculata (cowpea), 1794 nucleotides. Its product is annotated as G2/mitotic-specific cyclin S13-7-like. Gene Ontology annotation, molecular function: cyclin-dependent protein serine/threonine kinase regulator activity. NCBI's taxonomy places the organism in Eukaryota, Viridiplantae, Streptophyta, Magnoliopsida, Fabales, Fabaceae. Gene Ontology annotation, biological process: mitotic cell cycle phase transition. The record is from RefSeq and is a predicted model, not a curated record.